Messenger RNA from Cylicocyclus nassatus, 421 nucleotides. The record is from the annotation of a GenBank genome assembly. NCBI's taxonomy places the organism in Eukaryota, Metazoa, Nematoda, Chromadorea, Rhabditida, Strongylidae.
UGUUGAAAUGAGCUAUCAUGAUACCAAGCCAAACAAAACAAGAAGUGCUAAAUCUUUUUUAUUAUAUUGCAUUAUAUCGACAUCAAAUGAAAUUUGCAAACUAAUCAUUUUCUUUUUUAGAAAAUGAUGCGUCAUUUUGUUGCGUUUUCAUUACUGUUAUUCGUUUUGGAAAUCUCAGUCGAGGCGAGCCUUAUGCUUUGCGCCCCCCAUCGUCCUAAAUGCAAAGCACACUGCUUGGAAAGUAAAUGCCGAAACGGACAAUGCAAAUUCGUACCAAUAGGACAAGGAUUUGCCACGAUUAAAUGUGUUUGUGAGGAUUGUCCCGGUGAUCAACAGAGGAAGAAGCAGCUUCAUUGAACAGAUGCACGUCUUUUGAGCUUUUUGUGCAAAACACCAGUAUGAAGUUACUAUGAUGCAAGUU